AUGGCAAUGGUAGUGGGCGCCUGGCGAGACCCGCAGGACGAGGUGACCGGCCCGCAAGGGACGCAGCCUUCGCAAGCCCCCCCUGUGCCGGGAGCCCCGACGGGCGCCCCCCACACCCCGCAGACGCCGGGCCAAGGAGGGCCCCCCAGCACCCCGGUGCAGACCAACCCGGGCAGCCAGCAACCUCAAGGGGAGAAGCAGCAGCAGCAGCAGCACAUCGAAUGCGUGGUGUGCGGGGAUAAGUCCAGCGGCAAACACUACGGGCAAUUCACGUGCGAAGGCUGCAAGAGUUUCUUCAAGCGCAGCGUCCGGAGGAACCUUAGCUACACGUGCCGCGCCAACCGGAACUGCCCCAUUGACCAGCAUCACCGCAACCAGUGCCAAUAUUGUCGCCUCAAGAAAUGCCUGAAAGUUGGCAUGAGACGGGAAGCCGUCCAGAGGGGCAGAAUGCCACCCACACAGCCGACCCACGGCCAGUUCGCCUUAACCAACGGGGACCCGCUGAACUGCCACUCGUACCUCUCCGGAUAUAUUUCGCUCUUGCUGCGGGCCGAGCCUUACCCGACCUCUCGCUUCGGCAGCCAGUGCAUGCAGCCCAACAACAUCAUGGGGAUCGAGAACAUUUGCGAGCUGGCCGCCCGGAUGCUUUUCAGCGCGGUGGAAUGGGCUCGGAACAUUCCCUUCUUCCCCGACCUGCAGAUCACCGACCAGGUGGCCCUCCUGCGGCUCACCUGGAGCGAGUUGUUCGUCCUCAACGCCGCCCAGUGCUCCAUGCCCCUCCACGUCGCCCCGCUCUUGGCCGCCGCCGGCCUCCACGCCUCGCCCAUGUCCGCCGACCGCGUGGUCGCCUUUAUGGACCACAUACGCAUCUUCCAGGAGCAGGUGGAGAAGCUCAAAGCCCUGCACGUGGACUCGGCGGAAUACAGCUGCUUGAAGGCCAUUGUCCUCUUCACCUCAGAUGCGUGUGGUCUAUCGGACGUAGCGCACGUGGAAAGUUUACAGGAGAAGUCCCAAUGCGCCCUGGAGGAGUACGUGAGGAGUCAGUAUCCUAACCAGCCCACCCGUUUUGGGAAACUGUUGUUACGCCUCCCUUCUCUUCGCACCGUCUCUUCCUCGGUCAUAGAGCAAUUGUUUUUCGUCCGUUUGGUAGGUAAAACCCCCAUAGAGACCCUUAUCAGAGAUAUGCUACUAUCUGGAAGCAGUUUUAACUGGCCGUAUAUGGCCAUCCAGUAAAGGAGGAGAA
Messenger RNA from Protobothrops mucrosquamatus (brown spotted pit viper), 1243 nucleotides. Its product is annotated as COUP transcription factor 2. Gene Ontology annotation, molecular function: RNA polymerase II cis-regulatory region sequence-specific DNA binding; zinc ion binding; nuclear receptor activity. Gene Ontology annotation, biological process: negative regulation of transcription by RNA polymerase II; anatomical structure development; cell differentiation. Bases 1 to 1233 code for a protein of 410 amino acids. The transcript has 3 exons. The record is from RefSeq and is a predicted model, not a curated record. Lineage: Eukaryota; Metazoa; Chordata; Lepidosauria; Squamata; Viperidae.